AUGGUAGUGCCUACAGAAGCGUAUGAUGAUAUUAUUAGCUUGGAAAGACAACCUAUUAGAGUAGGUAUGAUUGGUUUGCAUUCUCAAAGUGGUUGGGCUAUUAAAUCCCAUUAUCCAGCCAUCAUGCAGCUGUCUAUGUGUUUCAAGAUUACUGCAUUGUACAAUAAAUCCAUUAAUCAAUCAAUGGAAACUAUAAAGGAUUUACGGUUGAAGGAUGCCGUGGCAUAUCCUGAUUUGGAAUCCUUCGUGUCGAAUUCAGAGGUUGAAAUGAUCGUUGUAUCGACUCAUGUGGUGAAACACUAUGAUCUUCUAAUACCUAUCUUACAAUACGCCACGAAAAACAGUCAUUUGAAAUAUUUAUUUGUGGAAUGGGCAUUAGGUUGUUCAAUAAGUCAAGCAGAAUUGAUUUAUAAUGAAGCAGCUAAAAUCGGUAUUCAAACAAUCAUUUGUUUACAAGGUAGAAAAUCACCUUAUAUACUCAGAGCCAAAGAAUUGAUUAAUGAAGGUGCCCUUGGUGAACUGAAUUCUAUAGAGAUUAUGGGUAAUGGUGGUUGGUACGGGUAUGAUAGACCUAUCAAAUCCCCGGCUCAUAUCUAUGAAUUAGGUUAUGGUGUAGAUUUGGUUACAUCUACUUUUGCUCAUACUAUUGACAUAUUACAAUACAUUACGAGCUCAUAUUUCUCAAAAGUUAAUGCUAUGGUUUUCAAUAAUAUUCCAGAACAAUAUGUCGUUGAUGAAAAUGGUAUACCCACAGGUCAGAAAUUACCUAAAAACGUUCCUGAUCAUCUAUUAUUUCAAGGCACUUUACAAAGCGGUAAUAUUCCCGUAUCAUGCAGUAUUAAAGGUGGUAAACCUACUAAAAAAUUCACUAAAAAUUUAGUCAUUGAUAUUCAUGGUACAAAAGGUGAUAUUAAAAUCGAAGGUGAUGCGGGGUUCAUUGAAAUGUCAAAUUUAGUGUUAUAUUAUAGUGGUGUUAAGAUAAAUAAUGUUCCCACAAAUGAUACCCCAAUUUCAAACUCUAAUCAAAAUGAAGUGAUGGAAGUUCAUCAUUUAAGAAAUUACAAUGGUGUCUUGGGAAAUAUCUUUAGAUUAUAUCAAGCUAUUGCAGAUUUCCAUUAUAGUCCUAAUGGUGGGUUCAAAACGGGCAAGAUUACACCUUUCCAAUAUCAAGGAUUUGAAUUCAAUGGGUUCCCAACUAUGUUGGAUGCAUUACUUCUGCAUCGACUCAUUGAUAACGUUUACAAGAGUGAUUCAUAUAAUUCGACGCUGGACGUCAGUAACAUUUACACACAUCCAUAA
Henningerozyma blattae CBS 6284 is the source of this 1299-nucleotide messenger RNA. RefSeq names its product Gfo/Idh/MocA family protein. Lineage: Eukaryota; Fungi; Ascomycota; Saccharomycetes; Saccharomycetales; Saccharomycetaceae. The transcript has a single exon. Gene Ontology annotation, molecular function: nucleotide binding. The coding region runs from base 1 to 1299 and encodes 432 amino acids. The record is from RefSeq and is a predicted model, not a curated record.